Enterobius vermicularis (human pinworm) is the source of this 417-nucleotide messenger RNA. Lineage: Eukaryota; Metazoa; Nematoda; Chromadorea; Rhabditida; Oxyuridae. The record is from the annotation of a GenBank genome assembly.
AUGGAUGUGCCUGCACAUCUUUCAGCUUUUGGCGAUGCAAAAGGCCAAGAUUUUCGUACGACGGCAACAGCAACUAGUGAUGAUCCAAAUAUAGCUCUAAAUAUGAAAGUACCAGAUAGAAUUGUUGUUACUAGUGCUAAUGAGUUGAUGGAAGCGCGUCCUGAAGCUGCUGAAGUUAUUGCUAAUCAUCUAGCUGCGGAGACAAUAAAACAGGCAAAUAGUAUUUCACAAAGUUCGAACUACUACGGAGAAGAUGAAACAAUGGAAUUGAGGAUCCAGUUGGUUCAGAUGUCUUCUCGUGUAGAUAAAUUGGAAAAAUCUGCCUGUGUAGCGAAAGUUGUCAAUUUCCUUUCACUGAGCGCAUCAGCAUUUGCCCUGCUUCUUUCGUUCCUUUUUUACCUUAAAAAAGGUUCCUGA